CAGAUACUCCCAAAAACGACUUAAGUAGUACUUUAAAGUAUUUUUUACUUUAGUACUUUACACCACUGCUAAUGAGUCGGGAUGGCCCUAGUGUUAAUGGACGAAUUCCUGACUGCUCUACACUAUUGAGUGCCUAGUCUUUAAGACCUGGUAGGAACUCAGUUGGUAAACACGUCCAGCAAUAAACUAAAGGUAUGGGGGGAGGAUAUACAAGAGAGGGUAGUGCAAGAAAAGAUUUGGCCUCUUGGAGGAAAAGCGUCUCAAAUAUACACAUAAACAUUUUUCACACAGACACACGUUAACAGGGGAGAGUUAAAGGCAGGCACUGACUGUCAGAGGGAAAGAGAGAGGGAAAGAGAGGGAGAGAGAGAGAGAGAGAGAGAGGAAGAAGGAGAAAAAGAGAGAGAGAGGAAGGUAGGUAGGAGGGGGAGGAACAUGUGACUUGAGCAUGUGUGUGAGAUAAGAGACAAAUGGAGAGGCGAGUAAAAAUCCAGUCUACUGAAAAUGUCUGUUCAUUUGAGAUAGGGAUGCAACUCUACAACAAGCUCCACGAACACUCCUCUGGUUUCUGUGUCCAUAAACUGUGGGAGAGAGGGAGAGUGAGAGAGGGAGAGAGAGAGAGGGAGAGAGAGAGUCAGAGAGAGAGAGGGAGAGAGAAAGAGAGAGUCAGAGAGAGAGAGAGAGAGGGGAUUGGUCAAGGAGAUGGAUGGAUUGUGUGUGACCAUGUGUCUGUGCGUGUGUGUGUGAGAGAAUCAGGAGGUGUGUGCGUUAGUGCGUGCCAGACAGCAAAGAGAGGCGCAGUUAUCUAGGAUUUUGAGCCAAAAGAACCUCACUAACAGAAAGAGAGAGAGAAAGAGAAACAGAGGGAGAGAGAAAAAAUAGGAAGAGAAGUCGAGAGGAUGAAAUAGGUAUAUAGAUAGAAACAAAGAUAGAAAGAGACAUACACAGAGAUCGGGAUUACAGUAAGAUUAGAUUAAAAAAAGAGAUAGACAUGGAGAGACAGAAAAAGAUGAAGUUCACACAGAAAUAGAAGAAGGUUAUAUGGGCAGUGAGUGGAAGGACACCAUCCAAGGCUUCAAACAAAGCAUCAAGCCGACAGACUCAGGAGUGGAGUAGAAACCCAUCAAGUACAACAAAAAAGAAAAAAAAGGACGAGUGGCACCAAAGAGGUGUGGGCACCCAAAUCCAAGAGGCUGGCAAGUGGAACUGCUUUAAGGUGAAAACCGGUGUCGGGAGGCACAGUAAACGACGAAACUCAGAGGUGUCUGAGAGACUGAAUUCUGCCAGCUUUUCAAAUUCUUUUAGGAGUUUUCCCAUGAUUCUACUGGGCUCAAUCGGCGUGGUCCCACUACUGCUGUCCCUGUGUGUGGGGGCCGUGUUGUCCCCUCCAGACGCACCCCCAGUCUGUUCCCACCCCCCUUGCAGGGACAGUUUGGUGGCCGCUCCGCCUGCGAGGAUAGGGUCAGGGGGGUGUGAGGGGAGCCCUGGGACAGCGGGCUGCAGGGUGGUGGUUGCCCCCCUGGCUGCCUCCGACCCCCCUCUGAGGGAGGAACACAGACAAGAAGUCCGACAGGUCCAGCCCGAGGCAGGGGAUGUGUCGGAGCGUCUGUUCCAGUUGCAGCGAUGUAUGCAUUCCUUCCAGGAGCCGGGGGCCCCCAGGGGCCAGGCAGGCCAGGGAGAGGACACGCUGGGGGCCAUUCUGGCUCUGAUGGCUGCAGUGCUGACAGAGUGUGACCUUCACUGUCACAGCCAGGCCCUCAGGGCUAUGGCCAGACGACUGGAGGGGGCAGCGGUUGGGAGAGAGGGAGAGAAAGACUUGCUACUACUAUUGAGAAGUAUCACACAACACCCUCCAACAGUUGCCCCCUCAGUGAGGCUGCAUCCUCAGGACUGUGCUGAGAUCUAUCGUUUGGGGAUCCGAGAGAACGGAAUCUACACCAUCCAGCCUGACCCACACAGACCUGCAGUCGAGGCAGAGUGUGACAUGGAGACGGCAGGCGGAGGGUGGACGAUGUUCCAGCGUCGGAGAGAUGGCUCGGUGGACUUCAAUCGGACGUGGCAGGAGUACCGCGAGGGUUUUGGUUCCCCACAGGGAGAACACUGGCUGGGGAACGCAGCGCUGCAUGCUCUCACCAACACUGGUCAACACCUACUGCGUAUUCAACUGGAGGACUGGCACAAGCAGAAACGCCAAGCCACCUACAACACCUUUAGAGUGGCAACAGAGACACAGAAGUACCGUCUGACAGCACGGGAGUACUCUGGUGACGCGGGAAAUGCCCUGAGCUACAGCAAACGCUACAACCACGACGGCCGAGCGUUCAGCACCAACGACCGUGAUCAUGACCGCUACACCUCGGGGAACUGUGCGCAGUACUACGGUGCGGGCUGGUGGUUCGAUGCCUGCCUGGCGGCUAACCUGAAUGGACGGUACUACCGCGGGCGCUACAGCGGGCUGACCAACGGCAUUUACUGGGGCACCUGGUACAUCCUGACAGACAGCCGCAGUGGAGAGCGCUACUCCUUUAAGAGUGUGGAGAUGAAGACACGCCCACGCUACUUCUAAUAAUGAAUGACUUGGGAGCAGAUUGAAAUGGGACAGUUAAUGUGAAGUAGCAAUCUAUAAAAUGUAGGCCUACUACAUACUCUGAGUCAGGUUCUGUAUAUAUAAAUCUAGCCUGGUCCCAGAUCUGUUUGUGAUGUGCUCCAGCCAGGGAAACCCUCAUCUGGUUGCAGAGUGUGUGAAGGUUGUUGUUAACCAGCUGAUGACUGUAUGUUUGAUUCACUGAAUGAUGUUGGGAUAGUGAGCCACUAAAUCACUUCUUCCAGGUGUAAAUAUAGUGCUAAAUGGAAAAGUGGUUUGAUGUCUCUGUCCUGAUUUAUAAUUCAAGUAUGUAUUGAAGAAGUUGAAUUACACCAUUAACCAGCAGAAUAUGUGAUCAUAAAGGCUCAUGGGUUCCUCACCCCUGCUUAAUUUUUAUUAUCCAUCAUUCAAGCCAUGUACUUUGCCACCCCGCAUCUUUUUUUGUUGUGAUAUUUGAACGGCAGUAAAGUUUUCAUACAGUAUGUUAUGCAAAUCUUUCCACAAAUUUGAAAUGUAGAAAUGUACAUUGACAAUCAUGGCUUUAGUAUAGAGAAAUUAUUAUUGAAAUACAUUUCUAUAACAUUUGUAACCAUUGACUUGAGUUAUUGUGUCUCUGAAUAUGGUUUACCAGUAUUGUUUUGGGUAAAUAAGAUAUGUCAACAUAUAAAACACAAACGAUGAA
This is a messenger RNA of Oncorhynchus kisutch (coho salmon), 3266 nucleotides long. Its product is annotated as fibroleukin. Bases 1316 to 2566 code for a protein of 416 amino acids. The transcript has 6 exons. Gene Ontology annotation, biological process: blood coagulation. The record is from RefSeq and is a predicted model, not a curated record. Lineage: Eukaryota; Metazoa; Chordata; Actinopteri; Salmoniformes; Salmonidae.